Molecule: messenger RNA, 3969 nt
Organism: Pneumocystis jirovecii RU7
Lineage: Eukaryota; Fungi; Ascomycota; Pneumocystomycetes; Pneumocystales; Pneumocystaceae
Exons: 6
Coding region: 1-3969 (1322 amino acids)
Molecular function (GO): protein binding
Source: RefSeq, a predicted model, not a curated record
AUGGUUUCUCGUCUUGGUACUCUCUUUGUUCUCAGGAAAGGUACUGAGGAAGAAUAUGCACAAUUUCCAAUUACGAAAAGAUUAAAUACUUUUGGAAGACAUCUGUCGUGUGAUGUAAGAUUGUAUGAUGAACUUAUUUCACGCCAACAUGCCCGUCUUGAAAUUGAUGAUAAUGGAAAUGCAUUUUUGGAGAAUUUAAGCAUAAACGGCACUUUCGUUAACAACAAGGAAUUGAAUAUUUCUGAAAAUAAGAGGUUCCAAUUAAAUACGGGUGAUAUUAUUAGUCUUGCAGGCCAUAAGUUUCGAUGGGAAUAUCCAAUAGACAAAAAAAAAGCUGAUCAAAUAGUGAUAUAUACUCCUCAAUCAAAAAUGCAUAUUUCUAUUAAAUCAAAGAAAGCAUCUUUAUUAUUUUCAAAAAAUAAAGAUGUUGUUGUUACUCCUUCUAUAAAUAGAGAAAAUCAGCUUAAUCUACAAAUAUCUGCAAAAAACAAUGUUUCAGAAAAUAUUGUAUCAGAAACUAAAGAUUCAUUUGAUAUAAUCGAUUCAAAGUUAGAAAAUGGAAUGACAUCCUUAAAUGAGACUUUUAAUUCAAAAGAUUCGGCUUUAGCUAUUUUAUGUUCUCCAAAGAAAUAUAAAUUUAAUAAAAGUUUUAUCGAAAAUGAAAUACUUGGUCCAGGAGUAGGCAGCAUUAUAGGUCGAGAUGUUCAAAUAAUGGAUAAUUUCUCUAAGUCUGAUUCCAAAUCAAAAGGUAUGAUGCAAAGUAAAAGCACAAGAUUUUUAAUUGUUCCUAAUAUAGCUUUUGUUUUUACCGAUAAAUCUCCAAUAGACGUUUUAGUAUCAAAAAAGCCUUUCAAACCUAUACCUCAGGAUUUCGGUUUAAUUAUGGAUUUUAUAUCAAUUGAAAAGGAUAUUAUUUUUUCCAAUGAAGUUAAUGAACUCGUGAAGAAAGAUUUGCGUGAUUCUUUCUUAAAAGAAAACCAGUUAGAGUUUCAAAAAUAUAAAGAAAUAUUAUCACAUUCAACAUUUUUUUCGAAGAUUCUUCCACAAAAGAAAAUAAAUACAUCUGAAAUCAAUGAUUAUUCUUGUGGUUUUCGAACUCUUAAGUUAGAAGAAAAUUCUUUUUUUAGUCCUCCAAAAGAAAAAUCUUGUAGUAUUUUGCCGAAUAGUCAUCCUUCGCCGUUAAAACAAGGUUCUCCAAUUUUACAUUUUACUAAGAAGUAUUAUAUUGAUACACGCGAUUUACCACCUCGACUUGAAAAUGUUAUAAAACGAAAUAGGUAUAAAAAGAGAUCAAGUUUUUCUUCUUUUAUGGCUUCUAAUGUCUUGAAUAAUCCUACACUUAUGAAUUUACGGCUUAGACGUUCAAUAUCUGAUUCUUCUUUUGUCUCAUCUACCUAUAUUACCAAGGUAAAAUCAAUGACUAAAAAACAUGAUAAUUUACCUACAACUCCUUUGGAAUUUUUAAUUUUAAAUGAUUCCGAAAAAAAGCUUUUGGGAUCAACACCACUAUUUUCCUUGGAUAGUGGUUCUAAGGAAAAUAAUGCUAAUUUGUUGAUGCCAUUAGAAUAUAAUGUAUCUUUGAAAAAUGAUGCAAUUUAUAAUACAGUUUUAUGCGAUUUUGAUAAAAUAAAACAACGUUAUAAUAAUGAUUUAGAGGAUAAUAUUAAGCCAAAGACAGUUUGUCCAGAAUUUAAAACAUUUUCUCCUGGAAAAUGGGCUGUUACAUUUAAUGGUAAAAAGCAAAAGCUUUAUGAGUCACCUAUUCACUCAAUUAAUGAAAAUGCUUUAUUAAAUAAUUUGUCAGUAGCCAAUAUGAAUUGUUUGAAUCGGCAUCCCUCAGUAAGUCGGUUAAAAGAUAUUGAUAAAGUUUUUUCUCCUGGUAAAUGGGCUCUUACUGCCCCUGGGAAAAAAAUGAAGUUGUACCGUUCUCCAAAUAUUCGGACAAAAUCGAUGGAUAAAUUAGCAUGUAAUAGCUUCAAAUCAAAAUUAGUUAAGGAUGUUUCACGAGAAAUGGGUGUUACUUUGAAUUGUAAUUUAGAUAAAUUUAAUUUUGGAAUUGAUAGUUUUCAAAACUUUCAUAUUGAUUAUAGUGAUAAAAAGAAUUUUGAAAUUACGGAUAUAUCUGAUUCUAUAAUUAACGAAAAUGAAGAGUCUAAUAAUAUUUUUCUUUCAUUGAAUAAUGAAGAGAAGGAUUUGCAUUCUAGUAAGAAUUUAUACAUAGACAUGAGCGAGUCUAUUGAAAAUGGUAUGAGUUCGGAAGUUAUUACAAAUAAUAUAGAUCAUAAGAAUAUCUUGAAAAAUAGUCCGGAUGACAUACAAAAACUAUAUAUAAAUAAUAGUGUUAGUGUAAAUAAGUCUAAAGUUAAAUUAUUGGACCAAAAUGUUAGGGAGAUUAAUAUAGGAAUUCCUAAUGAUCAUUUACUUAAUUUUGCUAAAUUGUCUUGUUCAACUGCUAUUGAUCUGGAAUUGUUUUCAGAAAAUACUCAAAAAUUAAGUAAUAAGUUUAAUUUUAAGGAUAAUGAUUCUUUUUCGGAAUUAUUCAAGCAUCAUAUUUUUAAGGAGGAACAAGAAAAAAUGAGUUUGAAUUUAUUUCAAACUGAUAUGCAGAAAUUUCAGUCUAAUGAUAUGAAACUAGUAGCUCAAAUCCGCGACUAUGAUCAGUAUAUUCCUAUAGGUGAAUGUUCUGUAUAUGGUUAUGAGAAAUAUAAUAGUUCUCGGAAUAUGUCCAUUCCUUCAUUAAAAUAUGAUAAUAUUAAAAAUAAUGACUCUAAUUUAAGCAAUUUACUUCUUUUUGACCAAGUUGAAAAUACAAUUUUUAUGGGAUCACCAAGUAACAUGUGUCUUCAAAAUCAACAUGUUCACGUUAACAGAGGGGAUAAGGAUGUCUUUCAUAAGAAUAUUUAUUUAACUAAGGAUAAUACUAAUUUUUUAAAUUUUCAGAAAUAUGAUGAAUUAAAUGAUUUUGAAGAAAAUAGUGUUUUUUUUAAUGAUAUUAUGAUAAAUGAAACAAAUACUUUUUCUGAUGGAGUAGUGAAUGAAUUUACAAAUGAAUCUUUAUUUAUAGAAAAAAGUGACGAAAAUAUCUUUAGAAUGCAUAAUUCUUUGGAAUCUAACUUAGUUAUUCAAGUUGAUCAAUGUUUCCAGCCUAUGGCUAUAAGUUCAUUGUUUGUUGGUGUUGAGGAUAGUAUAAGUAACAAAAAAACUUCUAUUUCGAAAGCACAAUUGCAAAAUAUUGAAAAUGUUUCUAUUGACUUAGCAGAAAAAGCAACUAAACUAAAUGUUUGCAAAGAAAAUAUCGAAGAUUCUACAGUAAGGAAAUCUGGUAAAAAAACACAACUAAAACCAAUUCGUGCAUCAAAUAGAAUAAAGGAAAGGUCUAAAGUUAACAAUGAUGAUGCUAAUAAUAAUCCUCUUAAAAAUUAUAAAUGCAAUACUACAAUUUCUCAAGAAAAGGUGUAUUGUAGUAAUCGUAGAGUAACAAGAAGUCUUAAAAGAUCAAAUUGUGUAAAUGAAAAUAAUGACAAUGUUAUUAAAUUAGCUGAACAAGCAAAAACUUCUAAAAAAAAACGGAAAAAGUCAUUGAUAGAGAAAAGUUUUUUUAUCGAUGUUUCUGAAAAAUUAAAACGAAGUCCUUCGAAAAAGCGUAUAAGAAUAACAAGAAAUACUGCUGCAUUAAAUGGGAAAGCUGUUGAAUCCAAAAAUCAUUUUGAUUCUACGAAUCUUACUAAUGUGAAGAAUUCACGAAAUAAAACACAGGUUUUUCAAAAAAAUGGUAAUAUUACUGCUGAAGUAGCAACUGAAAUAUCUCUAGAACAAAAUAAAAAACAAAAUUUAAAAAAAAGAAAUAUAUCUCGAACUGUCUUAGAUGUUCAAGAAAAAACAUCUAAACGUCGCAAUGUUUCAUCUAACAAUAAUGAUGUAGAACCUUCUUCAGAAAGAGUUCGAUCUUUAAGAAAUAGGCUUAAGUAG